GGCUCAGCGCAGAAGGAGGAAGGACAGCACAGCUGACAGCCGUGCUCAAGAAGCUUCUGGAUCCUAGGCUCAUCUCCACAGAGGAGAACACGCCGGCAGCAGAGACCAUGGGGUCCCUCUCAGCCCCUCCAUCCACACAGCGCAUCACCUGGAAGGGGCUCCUACUCACAGCAUCACUUUUAAACUUCUGGAACCCGCCCACCACUGCCCAAGUCACUAUUGAAGCCCAGCCACCAAAACUUUCUGAGGGGAAGGAUGUUCUUCUACAUGUCCACAAUUUGCCCCAGAAUCUUACUGGCUACAUCUGGUACAAAGGGCAAAUGACGGACCAUUACCAUUACAUUACAUCAUAUGUAGUAGACAAUCAGAUAAUUAUAUCUGGGCCUGCAUACACUGGACGAGAAACAGUAUAUUCCAACGCAUCCCUGCUGAUCCAGAAUGUCACCCGGGAGGACACAGGAUCCUACACCUUACACAUCAUAAAGCGAGGUGAUGAGACUACAGGAGUAACUGGACAUUUCACUGUAACCUUACACCUGGAGACUCCCAAGCCCUCCAUCUCCAGCAGCAACUUAAACCCCAGGGAGGCCAUGGAGGUUGUGAAGUUAACCUGUGAUCCUGAGACUCCGGACGCAAGCUACCUGUGGUGGAUGAAUGGUCAGAACCUCCCUGUGACUCCCAGGUUGCAGCUGUCCAAAACCAACAGGACCCUCUUUCUGUAUGGUGUCACAAAGUAUAUUUCAGGACCCUAUGAAUGUGAAAUACGGAACCCAGUGAGUGCCAGCCGCAGUGACCCAGUCACCCUGAAUCUCCUCCCAAAGCUGCCCAAGCCCUACAUCACCACCAAAAACUUAAACCCCUGGGAGAACAAGGAUGUCAUAGCCUUCACCUGUGAACCUAAGAGUGAGAACUACACCUACAGGUGGUGGCUAAAUGGUCAGAGCCUCCCGGUCAGUCCCAGGGUAAAGCAACCCAUUGAAAACAGAACCCUCAUUCUACCCAGUGUAACGAGGAAUGAAAAAGGACCCUAUCGAUGUGAAAUACGGGACCGAUAUGGUGGCAUCCGCAGUGACCCAGUCACCCUGAAUGUCCUCUAUGGUCCAGACCUCCCCAGCAUUUACCCUUCAUUCGCCAAUUACCGUUCAGGAGACAACCUCUCCUUGUCCUGCUUCGCAGACUCUAACCCACCGGCACAGUAUUCUUGGACAAUUAAUGGGAUGUUUCAGCUAUCAGGACAAAAGCUCUCUAUCCCCCACAUUACUACAAAGCAUCGCGGGCUCUAUGCUUGCUCUGUUCGUAACUCAGCCACUGGCAAGGAAAGCUCCAGAACCAUAACAGUCAAAGUCUCUGACUGGACAUUACCCUGAAUUCUACUAGUUCCUCCAAUUCCAUUUUUCUCCCACGGAAUCACUAAGAGCAAGACCCACGCUGUUCCAGAAGCCCUAUAAGCUGGAGGUGGACAACUCAAUGUAAAUUUCAUGGGAAAAUACUUGUACCUGAAUUCUGAGCCACUCAGAACUCACCAAAACAAUCGACACCAUAAAAACAGAUGCUCAAACUAUAAACCAGGACAACAAGCUGAUGACUUCCCACUGUGGACAGUUUUUCCCAAGAUGUCAGAACAAGACUCCCCAUCACGAUGAGGCUCUCACCCCUCUUAACUGUCCUUGCUCAUGCCUGCCUCUUUCACUUGGCAGGAUAAUGCAGUCAUUAGAAUUUCACAUGUAGUAGCUUCUGAGGGUAACAACAGAGUGUCAGAUAUGUCAUCUCAACCUCAAACUUUUACAUAACAUCUCAGGGGAAAUGUGGCUCUCUCCACCUUGCAUACAGGGCUCUCAAUGGAAAUGAACAGAGAGAUAUUGCCUGUGUGUUUGCAGAGAAGAUGGUUUCUAUAAAGAGGUAGGAAAGCUGAAAUUAUAGUAGAGUCCCCUUUAAAUGCACAUUGUGUGGAUGGCUCUCGCUGUUUCCUAAGAGAUACAUUGUAAAACGUGACAGUAAUACUGAUUCUAGCAGAAUAAAACAUGUACCACAUUUGCUAAUA
Nomascus leucogenys (northern white-cheeked gibbon) is the source of this 2041-nucleotide messenger RNA. RefSeq names its product pregnancy-specific beta-1-glycoprotein 4-like. Gene Ontology annotation, molecular function: protein tyrosine kinase binding. The record is from RefSeq and is a predicted model, not a curated record. The transcript is spliced from 6 exons. NCBI's taxonomy places the organism in Eukaryota, Metazoa, Chordata, Mammalia, Primates, Hylobatidae. Gene Ontology annotation, cellular component: cell surface; plasma membrane. Gene Ontology annotation, biological process: signal transduction; regulation of immune system process. Bases 108 to 1367 code for a protein of 419 amino acids.